UAAACUCGCAGUUCGUCAGCUGAUCUUGUUUGAGAGAGAGAGAGAGAGAGAGAGAGAGGGAGAGAGAGAGAGAGAGAGAGAGAGAGAGGGGGCUGUGCCUGUUAGCGGUGCUUCCACCCUCAAGCGCCUCGGUCACAUGAAACACCCCAUGAUAAUAUUUAUCUGCACGGGUCUGGCGGAAAGUGAAUAUCAAUCGUGCAAUAUAUAUAUUUUAAGUUUUACUGCAAAACAGUAAGAGCAUUAUUGCAACCCGGCGGCGCAGAUCAUUCGCUGUGUUAGUCCGUGCAUGCAGAGCAGCGGUGCAGUUUGAUUUCAUACGGAGACUCAUAUUGUCGUGCACGCCCGGGAGCCCGGUCUCUGUGCACCAAGGAGCUGUGGACCCCCAGCGUCAUGUCGACCGAGAGCUCCCCCCUGCUGAAUUACCGGCUCUUCAGCGUCACGGGGGAGGUGUCUGUGGAGGAGGGGGCGGGGCCUGGGGCGCAGGGGGAGGACCCGGUGUGUCGUGUGGCCCCGUCCCCAGAGCAGCGGCGCGGGCUCAACACGUUUUUCGGGGUGGUCGUGCCCACUGUCCUGUCCAUGUUCAGCAUCGUGGUCUUCAUGAGGAUCGGCUUUGUGAUUGGCCACGCUGGUUUCCUCCAGGCCUUGCUGAUGCUGGUGGUCGCUUACAUCAUCAUCACCUUGACGAUCCUCUCUGUGUGUGCCAUCUCCACCAAUGGGGCGGUGCAGGGGGGCGGAGCCUACUUCAUGAUCAGUAGAACCCUGGGCCCUGAAUUCGGAGGCAGCAUUGGCCUCAUGUUUUACCUGGCUAACGUUUGUGCCUGUGGAGUCUACAUCCUGGGACUUGUGGAAGCAAUCCUGGAUGUGUUCGGGAAGAUAUCAGGGGCCCCCGGCCCCCCUGGGCUCCACGCUCUCCCGCAGGGUUACUGGUUCAGCCUGCUGUACGCGACUGGGCUCCUGCUGCUGUGCUUGCUGGUGUGUCUGGUGGGGGCGGAGAUCUACUCCAAGGCCUCCUUUCUGAUCUUCCUGGUGGUGACCAUCGUCCUCCUCACCAUCUUCGUCAGUUUCUUUGCCGUGGCACCGCAGGACUUUUCCAUCGCGCACCAGGACGGGAGCAACGUGACCUACAGCGGCCACUUCACGGGGUUUAAUGAGAGCACGCUGAGGGGCAACCUGUACGAGCAGUACUCCAGGGACUACACCACGAACAGCAUGAUGACCUUCGCCACUGUCUUCGCCAUCCUGUUCAACGGCUGCACGGGCAUCAUGGCGGGCUCCAACAUGUCGGGAGAGCUGAGGGACCCCAGCGUGUCCAUUCCCAAAGGCACCAUCAUCGCUGUCGUCUACACCUUCUUCAUCUACCUGCUCCUCUUCUUCAUGGUCAGCUUCACCUGCGACAGGGUUCUGCUCCUGCAGGAUAACGGGUUUUUCCGCCGGAUCAACGUGUGGCCCCCCUUCGUGACGAUUGGGAUCUACUCCACCUCUCUCUCAGCCUCCAUGAGCUCACUGAUCGGAGCGUCCCGCAUCCUGCACGCCCUGGCCAAGGACGAGCUGUUCGGCAUCGUCACGGCUCCAGCGAAGAUCACCUCCAAGUCGGGGAACCCCUGGGUGGCAGUGCUGUAUACCUGGGCUCUCGUUCAGUUGGUCCUGUUUGCUGGGAAGUUGAACACCAUCGCUGGGAUCGUGACCGUGUUCUACCUCAUGGCCUAUGCGGCUAUCGAUCUCGCCUGCCUGGCGCUAGAGUGGGCAUCGGCCCCCAACUUCAGGCCCACGUUCCGGUUCUUCAGCUGGCACACCUGCGUCCUGGGACUGGUGAGCUGCUUCGUCAUGAUGUUCCUGAUCAACGCUGUGUACACCUCGGCCAGCAUCGUGCUCAUGCUUCUGCUCCUGGUCUUCAUCCACUACCGGGCACCCACCAGCAGCUGGGGCUACAUCAGCCAGGCCCUCAUCUUCCAUCAGGUCAGGAAGUACCUGCUGCUUCUCGACAUCCGGAAGGAGCACGUCAAGUUCUGGAGACCCCAGAUCCUGCUCAUGGUUGGCAACCCCCGUGCCAGCUGCCAGCUCAUCAAGUUCAUCAACGACCUGAAGAAGGGAGGGCUGUACGUGCUGGGGCACGUGGAGAUUGGAGACCUGGACAAUGCGCCCUGGGACCCCGUCCAGCCGCAGUAUAACUUCUGGCUCAGCCUGGUGGAUAAGCUCAACGUGAAGGCCUUCGUGGACCUGACCCUGUCCCAUUCUGUGAGGCAGGGCGCCCAGCACCUCCUGCACAUCACAGGGCUGGGCGGAAUGAAGCCCAACACUCUGGUCCUGGGUUUCUAUGACAGCUGCACCCCUGAAGACUAUUUCCUGCAGGACCCUGCCUUCCGCGACGGGCUGGAGAACGACCACUUCGGGGUGGACAACAGCACCCUGCAGGCCCACUUCCCUCCCGUGCGGGACAGGGAGGGCAGCAAGGCGCUGGGACCCUCUGAGUACGUGUCCCUCAUCUCAGACGCCCUGAAAAUGGGCAAGAACGUCUGCCUGGGGCGGUACUUCCACCUCCUGGAGAAAGGGGAGCUGUUCGCGAAGGGGCAGAGCCAGGGGGGUGGGGUGGCCAUAGACGUGUGGCCCUUGAACCUCCUGAGACCGGACAGCGCCAGCUACGUGGAUGUCUGCAGCCUCUUCCUGCUGCAGAUGGCCUGCAUCCUCAACAUGGUUCCAUCCUGGCGGGCCGCCCAGCUCCGGAUCUUCUUGUGCGUGGAAUCGGGAGACGACAGCUGGGUCAGGAAGGAGGCGAAGCUGAGAGAGCUGCUGGGGAAACUCCGGAUCAAAGCCACCAUCAAAAUAGUGGCCUGGGACGCUGUGGCCGCCCUCCACUGGCACAAUCAGCCCAGGGCGGCCACGCCCGGCCACGCCAACGGGGAAGCUGAGCGGUCGCUUGCCGACGCCCCCACCGCUGCCAGCGCCACCAAUCUGGGCCGGGUCUCGGAGGAGUACCUGGCUGCAGUUAACCAGCUGGUCAGGGAUCAGGCUGUCAACACGGCCGUCAGCUUCCUGUAUCUGCCCAGGCCCCCGGCUGACACGGCCCAGUACGACAGGUACCUGGAGCAGCUGGACAGGGUGACCCAGGAUCUGGGUCCGAGCCUGCUGAUCCACGGGCUCACCCCAGUGACCUGUACCGAGCUGUGAUCCCCUCGCGGGGGCGACUUGCCUGUUCUGAGAACCCCGAGCCAGUUCUGAGGUUCUGAGAACCCCGAGCCAGUUCUGAGAACCCCGAGCCAGUUCUGAGGUUCUGAGAACCCCGAGCCAGUUCUGAGAACACCGAGCCAGUUCUGAGGUUCUGAGAACCCCGAGCCAGUUCUGAGGUUCUGUUCCAGUUCUAAAAGGCUGCAUUGUCUACCAGGUUCAGUCUGGGUAUGGACAGCAGCGUGCAAAUCUAGCAGCUCAAGAUGUGUCGCUGAUCUCCUUUAAAUACCUGGCAGCUGUGUUUUUUUUUGUUUUGUUUUGUUUUUUUGGAUGUUUUGUGAACAAAAAAUGCUAUAAUAUAUUAAGCUAGGAACCCUGCCCCCAGAGUAGAGAAAGUAGUAAGAAUCGUUUGCAAACCAUGUUAACAAUCGCUUAUAUAAUAUUCAGAUGCAUUCCCUGCGCUUUGACGUGUGCAUUAAUUAUAUGAAAUCUAAAGAAAACUGUAUAUUUAACUAGACUGCAGCUGGCGGGCUUGUUAUUAUUUAUGUUAACCUGACUUUUUUUAUGGGAAAUCUGCUUACAGGCAGGAUUGCGGACUGCAGAUUAAUCUGUCUCAUUUUGAUACUGGGAACCGGUCCAGGUUGCGUUUUAUAGAAAGGUCAAAAAGGAGCGACUUGAAGUGAGCGUGACCCGCAGCACAGGAAGUGACACGGUACCAGGAAGCAGCUGCAGCCGGAAUUAGAGGCCGGUAAACGUUCUGUUGUUAUUUCAUUCGCUGAAUUCUCUCUGUCGCUUCAAUGCUCUCAACCUGCCUCAGCGUGAAGACUUCAACACAAAAAAGGCAGGUUUUCUUAACUGCUCCCUGACACAGGAAGCGCUUCUCCCUCGUACUGCAACUCCGGGCCGGCCAGUCACGCUCCUGGGGGGACCGGCAUUCCAUUCCAGGUUUUCCAGCUAAAAAUAAGAUCACGAUUUAUAGAACAUGGUUUGGAACAGAGACUGGAGCGGAAGGGUCAACUGUUUUUGUUUCUGUAAUUUUUGCAUUAUUAUUAUUAUUAUUAUUAUUAUUAUUAUUAUUAUUAAUAUUGUUAUUAUUAUUGAUAUUUUUGUUAAUAGUAUUAAUGUACUUAUUGCUGGUAAACCUAAGAAUGACUUGCAUUGUAAGAUGAAUUGUAUUUCCUUAACUGCAGAAGAAUUCCACAUUUUUGAACAGCAACACUUUCUCUUAGUCUCAAGCAAGUGUCAUAAUGUAUAUAUAAAUACAAAUUUGGAAAAACUAACUCAAUAAAAGCCAUUUCAAAACUU
This is a messenger RNA of Polyodon spathula (Mississippi paddlefish), 4467 nucleotides long. RefSeq names its product solute carrier family 12 member 9 (gene slc12a9). The record is from RefSeq and is a predicted model, not a curated record. The coding region runs from base 391 to 3165 and encodes 924 amino acids. The transcript is spliced from 14 exons. Gene Ontology annotation, cellular component: membrane. NCBI's taxonomy places the organism in Eukaryota, Metazoa, Chordata, Actinopteri, Acipenseriformes, Polyodontidae. Gene Ontology annotation, molecular function: potassium:chloride symporter activity. Gene Ontology annotation, biological process: chloride transmembrane transport; potassium ion homeostasis; potassium ion import across plasma membrane.